Molecule: messenger RNA, 582 nt
Organism: Hevea brasiliensis (rubber tree)
Lineage: Eukaryota; Viridiplantae; Streptophyta; Magnoliopsida; Malpighiales; Euphorbiaceae
Product: pre-mRNA-splicing factor 38-like
Exons: 1
Coding region: 181-582 (133 amino acids)
Cellular component (GO): precatalytic spliceosome
Source: RefSeq, a predicted model, not a curated record
UGUAGAAAUGUCAUUAUAGGUGGAUGUCACAACUUCUUGUCCAUUUAAUAUACUUUUGGAAUCUACUACAAGCAAAAUGCCCACCUCAAUGGUGGCUAUGUCACCUCAAACCCACCGUUUUGAGGGUUAGGGUUAGGAUUAAGGAAGGUUGAUUCGAAUCUUUCGACUUCUGAUCCAUCCAUGGCCAACCGCACCGAUCCUGCGGCCAAGAGCAUAAGGGGCACGAACCCCCAGAACGUGGUGGAGAAGAUUCUUAGGUCUAAGAUUUACCAGAACACCUACUGGAAGGAGCAAUGCUUCGGAUUAACUGCGGAGACGCUUGUGGACAAGGCUAUGGAGCUCGACCAUCUUGGUGGUACUUACGGUGGCAGCCGCAAACCUACACCUUUUAUGUGCUUGGUCAUGAAGAUGCUGCAAACCCAGCCCGAGAAGGACAUCGUCGUCGAGUUCAUCAAAAACGACGAUCACAAAUAUGUGCGAAUACUUGGUGCUUUUUAUGUGCGUCUUACUGGGACUGAUGUGGAUAUGUGCCGGUACCUAGAGCCUUUAUACAACGACUAUCGAAAAUUAAGGCAAAAUUAA